This is a messenger RNA of Saprolegnia diclina VS20, 501 nucleotides long. RefSeq lists its product as hypothetical. The transcript has 4 exons. The coding region runs from base 1 to 501 and encodes 166 amino acids. Lineage: Eukaryota; Oomycota; Saprolegniomycetes; Saprolegniales; Saprolegniaceae. The record is from RefSeq and is a predicted model, not a curated record.
AUGAAGCUCUUCCACGUCGUCGUCCUUGCUCUUCUGGGCCUCUCGGCCGUCACGUCCGCGGCCGAUGACAAGGAGUGCGAAGUCUGCAUCAAGGUCAUCGAAGACCUCAAGUCGACCUACUCGACGAUGCUCGCGGAGAAGGGUGGCAAGAACAAGCUUGCAGUCGCCGAGCAGGCGCUCGAGAAGCUUGUCUCGAAGAAGAAGGCCGACCCUAAGGAGAAGAAGCUCUUUUACUUUUUGGAGCCCAUGAAGAAGGAUGCGGCGCGGCAGGUGACCUUCGGCAAAGAGACGCUCAAGAUUUGCCAAGGCUUGAGCAAGAAGAACCCCGAAUUCUGCUCGAUUCGCUUCCCCAUCAAGGCGGCCAAGGGCACCGAUUACUCCAAGAUGCGCGUCAAGGAGCUCAAGAAGAUCCUCCAGGAGCGUGGUGAAAACUGCAACGGGUGCGUCGAGAAGUCGGACUUUAUCAAGCGCUUGCAAGAGACCGAGCGCGACGAGUUGUAA